AGAUUAGUUUCUCUGUCUACAGUAGGUACCUAUCUAUAAUAAAAAUAUAUUAACUGACUUAAGUUGUAACAAUUUUGACAUUUGAGACAAACUCGAAGGCCCAUUCACUAUUUGCUUAUUUUGUAGGCGGUGCGAAAAUCAUUGCUUAAUGCGUUUAUCACUUCUGUUUCUACGUCUUAAUUACUAUUUUUUUCCAUACACAACAUAGUUGAUUAACUAAUAUAAAACUACUGUACUGUUAUAGCAAGGCUUUUCGUAACUGAUUAAUACAUAUUUUUUUUAUAUUAAUGAGACCCUUUUUUAGUACUUUGUUUACAUUUUUGGAAAAUUAGUGUUAUCUGUUUGUUUUUGAAAUUCUCAAAAUCCCUAUUGAUAUUAUGUUAUGACAAGGUCACAAACUUGUUAGACGUCAAGUUUGUUUAUGAGAAAAAGGAAACUGGAAAAGUCAUCAAAGUGCUGAAUAGUGUUUGUUGUUUAUAUUUAUGUAAUGACGACCAUGUAGAUUAAUCUUAAAUAGGAAAUAAGACUAAAUUCUUGUAACUGUGACUUAAAUUAUACAUAUUUUUAAACAAUGUCGGAUCCUCCAAGUGCGCAGACGCGCCGUUCAGCUGGGGAGUUGAAGAAAACUCCACCGUCUUCUGUUGUGACGAGAAAUGGUGCGAGGAAAGCAAAAAUUCAGACACGUGCUAUGUCUGCAGGUGUUAAACCUUCAGCUUCACUGCUAGCUGCCAAGAAAAAAGCUCAACAAAAGAAGAAGCAAGCUGUUGACACAAUUUUGCGGGAUCCUUAUCAAAUUGCAAUGGAGUCAAAAUUAAAAAUGAAAGGCCCAACUGGUUUUGUUAGCGAGCCACGCAUGGCAGAGCAUAGAUGUCUGUGGGAUGAUAAAUAUCCGGAAUGCCCUGAGCGACUGAUAAGUGUCAUCAACAGGUGCAAAGAGUUAAAUCUAAUAGAACAAUGUAAAGUAUUAACGCCAAGGGCAGCUACAAGAGAAGAAAUAGAAACAUUACACUCUCCGGCAAUUAUUGACAUGCUAGAAAGCACACAUCAAAAUAAUGAUGUCGAGUACUUGGAAGAUCUGUCCUCGAAAUAUGAUGCCAUAUAUAUUCAUCCUAGCACACACGAGCUGGCCCUGAUAGCGGCGGGCUCUACACUGGAGCUGGUGUCGCGUGUGGUAUCGGGUGAGCUGCAGAACGGAGCCGCCUUCGUGCGUCCGCCCGGACACCACGCCAUGCGCGCCGAGCCCUGCGGGUACUGCUUCUACAAUAACGUGGCGCUGGCCGCCCGGCACGCGCUGCAGCUGGGAGUGGAGCGGAUACUGAUCAUAGAUUGGGAUGUGCAUCACGGUCAGGCAACACAGCAAAUGUUUUAUGACGAUCCAAGGGUGGUAUACUUCUCGAUCCAUCGCUACGAGCACGGCUCGUUCUGGCCCAACUUGCGGCAGGCCGACUUCCACUACACGGGCAGCGGCGCGGGGGAGGGGUACAACUUCAACGUGCCGCUCAACUGCACCGGGAUGAAGGACGCGGACUACUUGGCGAUAUGGCACCAGCUCCUUCUGCCCAUGGCGCUCGAGUUCUCCCCGCAGCUCGUCCUCAUCUCCGCGGGGUACGAUUCUGCACUAGGCGAUGAAAAAGGCGAGAUGGAGGUGUCGCCGGCGUGCUACGCGUGGCUGACGCAGCAGGUGUGCGCGGUGUGCGCGCGCGUGUGCGUGGUGCUGGAGGGCGGCUACUGCCCCGCGGCGCUGGCCGAGGGCGCGGCGCUCACGCUGCGCGCGCUGCUCGCGCUGCCCGCGCCCGUCGCCCCCGCGCCCGCCGCCCCCGCGCCGCCCGCCGAGCCCUGCGACCAGAUAAGGGAAUCGAUCCUGAACUGUAUCUACGCCCACAAGAAGCACUGGCGGUGCUUCAACUACCAGCCCACAUACAGCACGGGCCCCACGCCAAACGUGUGCGACGGGCAGAAGGUGAAGCACACGGUGCGAGUGCGGUGGGAGGGCGACGAGACGAGGCCCGAGCGCUUCGCCACGAGGGACUGCUACCCUCUGCAGGACGACCGCACCAAGCGGGAGAUACGGGAACGACUGAACCAUUUGCGAUUAGUUACGGAGCUACCUCUACCGGAACCCGUGUGUUACGUCUAUGACCAGGCCAUGUUGAAACACAAGAAUAUUUGUGAACCAGGUCACGUCGAGUGCCCGGAGCGAAUAAUGCGUAUUCAUGAGAGGCUUCGCGACUUUGGCCUCUUAGAGAGGUUGCAACGAAUAGAGGCCAGGCGCGCCACUGACGAGGAGAUCCUCGCUGUUCACACGCGUAAACAUCUAGACAGGUUAAAAGAAUUAUCAAGUACUAAGUUAAGAGAUCUAAACAGUCAGAAGGACGCCUACGAUUCCGUAUACUUCCAUCCGGACACGUUCGAGAGUGCAAGCAUAGCUUCCGGUUGCGUCUUACAGGUGGUGGAGCGCGUGGCGGGCGGGCGCGGCGGGCGCGGCGCGUGCGCGGUGCGGCCGCCCGGCCACCACGCCGCCGCGGACGCGCCCAGCGGGUUCUGCGUGCUCAACAACGCGGCCGUGGGCGCCGUGCACGCCGUGCGCGCGCUGGGCCUGCGCCGCGUGCUGCUCGUGGACUGGGACGUGCACCACGGGAACGGCACGCAGAGCCUGCUCUACGACCGGCCCGAGAUCUUGUAUAUAUCGAUCCACCGGUACGACAACGGCACUUUCUUCCCGAAUUCCAAAGAGGCGGACUACACGGCUGUGGGGGAGGGCCGCGGGGAGGGGUUCAACGUUAACAUUCCUUGGAAUAAGCGCGGAAUGGGUGAUGUAGAAUACUUGGCGGCUUUCACUCAAGUUGUUUUGCCAAUCGCAUACGAGUACAAUCCGGAGCUAGUGAUUAUCUCGGCUGGCUUCGAUGCCUGCGUGGGCGACCCACUUGGAGGUUGUAAGGUAACGCCGGAGUGCUUCGGGCGAAUGACCCAAUUCCUGAGCGGGCUGGCGGGCGGGCGGGUCGUACUAUGCCUGGAGGGCGGCUACAACAUCACCAGUACAGCGUAUGCCAUGGCCAUGUGUGUGAAGGCUCUCCUCGACGACCCCAUUCUACACCAUUACGACCCCAAACAUGUCUGCCAUUGGUCUGCCGUAGAAUCUAUAAACAAUGUUAUCAGAGUACAAAAGAAAUAUUGGAAGAGCCUCAAGUUCCAACUCGCCCUACCGAUAGAAGACGUGAUCGAAAAGCCAUUGCCAUCUAGAGGAUUAAUUGUAAAGGAAGAUGCGUCCUCGCCUGAUGUUAAUUAUUCAAAGAAUCAAGUAGAUCACAGUGUGUCGUCCGUUGAAAAUAUUAUGUCAAAUUUGAGCAUAGAUAAUAAAUGCUCUGAUGGGAUUCACUGUGGUACCGAUGAUGAAGAAGAUGAGUCUAAGUCUAGCGAAUCAAAAGCAAAUGGAAAUAAAACCGGGGAGAGUACUAGCAAUGAAAACAAGAAGCCAGCGACAUUAGUCGACUUCUUAGCUGAGAAUAUGCAAGCGAUUGUUGAUGAAGAAAUGUUUGCAGUGGUUCCUUUACAGUGGUGUCCACAUUUAGAAUCACUGUACGCGAUACCCGCUGAUGUGAAGUUUGAACAGGGAGUGAAAUGUGUUAGUUGUGAGCACACAGACGAGAACUGGGUGUGCUUGCAUUGUUAUAUUACAGCAUGCGGGCGUCACGUGGGCGGCCACAUGCAGGAGCACUACCGCUCGGCGCAGCACGCGCUGGCGCUGUCCCUGCGUGACCUGUCCGUGUGGUGCAGCGCCUGCGACGCCUACGUCGACAACGCGCUACUAUACGACGCCAAGAACAACGCGCACCGCUGCAAGUUCCAAGAAGACAUGCCGUGGUGCUACCACACCGAUACCAUUCAUAUGCAAUAAGACGUAUCCCAACAAACGAGCCCACAAUGAAAGUAUCUUACAAAAAACGAUUUGCGACGCAUUGGUGAUGUCAGGACCGGCUUAAAAUUCUUGCAAUGCCAGCGUCCAAAGCUAUCACCAAGGUUAUCAUAAAGGAAGACCAUUACCUCGUCAACCUUCGUAGACUAAUAAAAAAAAUCAUGUACGUCUGGAUAGUAUCGACUACCCACCGGAUACGAGAGUAAUAUACAAUAACAUAAUGUUUAAAAUGUUACCACCUACUACAGAAGGUAUAUUUGCUCAGAGCAAGAAUAAUCAAAAGUGAUUUGAUUUUGUCCAUCAGUUACUUAUUAAAGGAAUGUAAAAUGUACAAACAGCAAAUGGUAUAACUUAGUCUAACAGUUAAAAGCACAUUUUUAAUAUAACAAUAUAAGCUGAUGAUACAUGAAAUUGCUCCAUCUUACCAAAAUAAUUAACCAAUUAACUAAAAGAUUGUAAUGUUAAUGUAAUCCUGAUAAUCUAAUUUUUUUACUGCACUUUAUAACAUACUUGUUCUUUUUUUAAAUAUUGUUACAACAGUAUUUUUUUUAACUUGAAUAACUUAGUUUAAUUUCCACUGUAUUUAUUUAAGUUUUAGUUGAAUUUUAAACGUAACUUUGUAAAAUGUACAUAUAUAGUAUAUUUUUGUUUUUACAGAAACAAAAAAAAUAUCCGUUUGAAAAAUAAUUUACUAUACUUGUUCAAUAUUGAUUUAUAAAAAAAUCUGUAUAUUGAACAUCUAUACUACAAAAUAUUUCAUAGGUAUUCAAUUAUUUAUGAAUAUAUAUUUUUUGUAUUCAUUGUACUAUAAAUAUGUACAAUGCUAUGCAUUAUUUUUAUGUCAUUAGUAUAAAAAUAUACAAAAUAUUUUACUGUAAAUUCUUGUCUGAAUCAAUUGUAAAUUGUUACUUGUUCGAAUUGAGAAUCAAAUGGGUCCAGUGGGACAAUGGUAUAUAAGUUAUAUACAAUUUUACAUCAACAUAAUACCAUUAUAUUGAAUCAACAUUCAAAAUUUGUAACAUAAAAUAGUUUUUUGCAGCAUUAUGAUAUAAUGAGUAAUGCCGAAUAAUGGAGGAUGGGUAGAAAUAUACGAAACAUAAAAAGUAAUUAAAUCAGUAUUAGUUAUAUAUAUAUAUA
Messenger RNA from Nymphalis io (European peacock), 5050 nucleotides. RefSeq names its product histone deacetylase 6 (gene HDAC6). The transcript is spliced from 19 exons. Gene Ontology annotation, biological process: chromatin organization. Gene Ontology annotation, molecular function: histone deacetylase activity; zinc ion binding. The record is from RefSeq and is a predicted model, not a curated record. Gene Ontology annotation, cellular component: histone deacetylase complex. Lineage: Eukaryota; Metazoa; Arthropoda; Insecta; Lepidoptera; Nymphalidae. Bases 572 to 3895 code for a protein of 1107 amino acids.